Pantherophis guttatus is the source of this 1566-nucleotide messenger RNA. The record is from RefSeq and is a predicted model, not a curated record. Lineage: Eukaryota; Metazoa; Chordata; Lepidosauria; Squamata; Colubridae.
UUUGGUCUCUUACAGCUUAUCCAGGUUCCUACAAAGGUGGGGCUUUUGUCUAUCCAUUCACUCGUCAAGGAACACAGCAUUCAAACUAGUAAUGCCUCUGUGUCUGUUUUGGAUGAAGAAACAGAAUCUGAUGAAGACAGCGAAGAUGAAAUAGAUGUGGCUGCAUAUGAUAAGGAGGAUCUUGUGCAUAUAGUUGAAGCUGUGCAACAGCUUCUGCUGAAGGAACGUCGGGAGAAGCUUCAGCUGGAGGUGCGUCUCCGUGAUGAAAUCUGCAAUGAGAUGAUGACACACCUACAACAGAGAGAUCAGUGGAGCAGUGACCAUAUGGAUUCCCAAAAGGAGUUGUUAGAGGAGCUUUAUGAAGACAAACUGAAUAAUCUGAAGGUGUUACUGACAGACUACUAUCUGGAGGAAAUUGAGAAUCGGGAUGACAAGAUCAAAGAGCUGGAAGUUGCCUUGCAGGAGGCAAAACAAGAAAAUUCCAAAGCAGACAAGAGACAAGAUAUGGAAGAACCUUCUCGUAGAUCCACACGAAUCACAUCUAUGCAGCACGAAUUGCAGGAGGUGAAAUAUACACUAGAGAAGUGCCAGGCAGAGCUGAGUACAUCUACCAAAGAACUGCUUAAGUAUCGAAAAAUGUUGGAGCCUCCACCUUCAGCAAGGCCCAUUGCUGCUGAUUUAGACCGGAAACUAGGAGAAGGUCAAAAGAACGUGAGGAUGCUACGUUCAGAGCUGCUGAAUCUUGGUGAGCUGUUCCAGUCAGCCGAAAGAGCAUGUUGUCACCGCACAAGUGCUGGGAAACUCCGCGAAGCCCUCAAUAAGUGUGACAGUAUCCUGGUCAAGCAGGACCAGACCUUGGCUGAACUUCAGAAUAACAUGAUACUGGUGAAGCUGGAUAUGCGGAGGAAAGCUGCCUGUAUUGCAGAGCAAUAUCAGACUGUACAGAAGCUCCAGGCUGCAGCACACGUGGCGGCACCUGCUUCUAUGAAAAAACGCUUCUCUGCAAAUAAUGAAAACUUGCAGCCCAAGAGUCAGCCUCCCAUCAAGAAGCCAUUCUUGCACAACUUCCUCACUCGGACAGUGGCUCAGCCUGCAGCGACGGAGAGCCCUUAUACUCGCAUCUUACGUGCCCGAGGAACUCCAGAGUUUAAACCAAUGCCCUUUAGCAAAAAAUACUGAAUGCUUUGAACCCAGGCCUUGUCAGGCAGGGCAGCCAAUUAGUGCCUUUACCAUCAGUGAGUUGGCUCCACAUACAGGAAAGCUUUUAAGAGUUUAAAAGAGGAUUGUGACCAAGUGCCUUAAACAGGUCGGCCUCAAGUACAAUUACCUUUGGAUCCAAUUAAUGUAUAUGAAUUAUACUAUAUUUAGUGAGAUACGGCCUGAGAGGUUUUUUUAAAACACCUUUGGCUUCCCAAAGAUGAUUACUAUGCAUGUUUUUUCUUCCAGGCCAGCUGCUAUUCCAGUGGUUAUGUAACCUAGAUUUAUGUUAUGUCUGUUUUAUUUUUGUUUUAAAAAAAUGUUACACAGCAUGCAGAACCACAUAUAUUUUUAUCUAUGUUAAACAGA